This is a messenger RNA of Theobroma umbraticum, 852 nucleotides long. Lineage: Eukaryota; Viridiplantae; Streptophyta; Magnoliopsida; Malvales; Malvaceae. The record is from RefSeq and is a predicted model, not a curated record.
AUGUUAUCUAAUAUAGCGUACACAAUUCAUAUGCCCUAUGACUUUGCCACCAUUAACUAUUGUUUUUCUCGUGCUUUAUGGAACUUCAGAGUCAGAGGCGGAGCAUGGCAACCAAUAAUCCUUGAUCAUCCUGCAAAAUUUGAAACACUGAUGAAUACAGAGCUCAAGAUGAUAAUAAUGAAAGAGCUUGAGAGAUUUCUGAAGAGGAAAGAUUAUUACUUGGCAUGGAAACGUAGGUAUUUGUUAUAUGGUCCUCCUGGUACAGGAAAAUCAAGCUUGAUUGCUGCAAUGGCAAAUUAUUUAAACUUUGAUAUUUAUGAUUUAGAACUCACAGAUAUUCAAACCAACUCUAAUCUGGGGAGAACACUGAUCGCUACUGGAAACCGAACAAUACUUGUGGUUGAGGAUAUUGAUUGCAGUCUUGAGUUGCAAGAACGAGAAGCUGAACCACGACCUGUUACUGCUCUCAGGACUAACAACGUUACAUUAUCAGGAUUUCUCAAUUUCAUCGACGGGCUUUGGUCAAGCUGUGGAGAUGAGAUGAUCAUCAUGUUCACGACUAAUCACAAAGACCGAUUAGACCCAGCUCUGUUAAGCCCGGGCUGCAUGGAUGUUCGUAUCCAUUUGUCUCACUGCAACCCUUGUGGUUUCAACAUUGCAGCCAAUUAUGUUGGAAUAACUGAUCACCCUCUUAUCUCCACAACCAGAGAGCUCCUGGAUGAAAUAUCCGUGACCCCUGCAGAAGUUGGUGAGCAGAUACUAGAGAAUGAGGAUCCUGAAGCUGCACUGCAAGGCCUGAUUGACUUCCUCGGAGCGAAGAAAACUGAACAAGCUGAAAGUUCAAGCUUGUGA